Phytophthora nicotianae INRA-310 is the source of this 522-nucleotide messenger RNA. RefSeq lists its product as hypothetical. Bases 1 to 522 code for a protein of 173 amino acids. Lineage: Eukaryota; Oomycota; Peronosporomycetes; Peronosporales; Peronosporaceae. The record is from RefSeq and is a predicted model, not a curated record. The transcript has a single exon.
AUGUGCUACGCGACUGGAAUACCAUUAAGAAUCGUGGAGGACCCUGUCAUGAAGCGUUUUUUUUUCCAGGAAAGCUUGUCCAUCUUUAAGCUACCGUCGCGGAAUCUCAUUGGAGGACCUCUCCAAGAGGCAACCUACAAAAAACGCAAAGAGAACAUCGUUAAGCAGCUCAAACAGCAGCAGUACUUGGCUUUGUUCACCAAGGGUUGGUCCGACACAAACAACUCCAGUAUCGUAAAUUUCGUGUUGGUCUCUCCAACUAUGAAGCCUGUAUUCUGGUCAUCAAUUGCCAUUGGUGAAGACGAGCACUCGGGAAAAUAUAUUGCCGAAUGCAUUGAUCGUGUUAUCGACGAAGUGAAAGUGGCAAUCGGUUCCAAGGGUAUUUGCGCUGUCGUCACAAAUAACGCGAAAAAACAUGAAGUCGGCAUGGGAGCAAGUGAAGGCGAAGAGGCCCUAUGUCUACUGCAACGGUUGUGCAGCACAUGGCUUCAAUUUGCUAAUGAAAGCCGUCAUGAAGAUUAG